This is a messenger RNA of Corythoichthys intestinalis (scribbled pipefish), 2381 nucleotides long. RefSeq names its product protein c-ets-1-B-like. Bases 20 to 1051 code for a protein of 343 amino acids. Gene Ontology annotation, biological process: regulation of transcription by RNA polymerase II; cell differentiation. The transcript is spliced from 7 exons. Gene Ontology annotation, molecular function: DNA-binding transcription factor activity, RNA polymerase II-specific; sequence-specific DNA binding. The record is from RefSeq and is a predicted model, not a curated record. Lineage: Eukaryota; Metazoa; Chordata; Actinopteri; Syngnathiformes; Syngnathidae. Gene Ontology annotation, cellular component: nucleus.
CAGCUGGAACCUAACAAACAUGUACUGGGACACCGCCAUCAAGCCUGAACCCAAAAUUAAGAUGGAAGUCUGCCAAGGUGGCUUCUACUCGGAGGACUUUAGGACCCAGGAGGUUCCGGCAGGUUUUGACUUUGCAUCUUUUGACUACCCUGGUGAAGAUGUGUCUUUUCUGUUAGACAGCAGCAAGGCGUCCACGCAGCCUGCGCAGUAUCUGCUCGACAGCUGCUAUGGCGAGCCGCCAAAAGUGAAUGCAAGUGACAUGGGCCUCUUCAACCUGGACUCCUUCCAGGAGUUUAGCUGGUGGACUCAUCCACAAGAUGGGCUGAUGGUGGAGCAGCCCCAAGCGGGUGGCUACCAGGAGCCAGUUGCCCCCCAGAACUACCAAAGUUUGGCGCCCCAAAGCGGGCAAUUCAGCCCGGCCACAGAGGGCGGUCGCAGCCCCUUCGUCGGCGAGGCCGAGUCGAGUUUCUCUCGCCGCCCCUCCGACCUCUACCCAGACUCGGACAGCCACGGGAGAGCCUUCUGGUCCGAAUACUCCACGCCCGGCUUUGACGGACAACUGCCCGCCCCUGCUGGCCCUCAGCCGACGGACCGCUACUACCCCCGCGUGACCAAGCGCAAAAACCCACAGCGGCACGACAGGGACGGUCACGUGACUGCCAUGUCAGCCUAUCCCGGUUCUGGUCCGAUACAGUUAUGGCAGUUUCUACUGGAGCUUCUACUGGACUCGGCCUGUCGAACCUUCAUCUCCUGGACGGGGGACGGCUGGGAAUUCAAAAUGUCCGAUCCCACUGAGGUUGCAAAACGCUGGGGCCAGUGUAAGAACAAGCCCAAAAUGAACUACGAGAAAUUGAGCCGAGGUCUUCGCUACUACUACCACAAGAACAUCAUCCACAAAACGGCCGGCAAGCGCUACGUCUACCGCUUUGUCUGCGACAUGCAAGGCAUGCUGGGAAAGACGGCACAAGAGGUGCUCAGCAGUCUGAACAUUUUGCCCGUCGCCAGCGUCGAGUCGUCAGCGUCCGACUUCAACAGCGAGCGAUGGGCGUAAAAAACAAAACAAAACCCAAAACUGAGUACUAUGGACCGAUGGUGUCGUGAGUAUUGUCAUGUAUGCACACAAUAAGUGACAAUUGUGUUAAAAUCAGCAUGUCAAGCUCAGGACAGUGGAAGCACUACAAAAAGGAACGUGAAACUGCAGCUGCGACAAACAGUCAUUCGACAAGUACGAGGGCCACGCUGAAAAGAACAAAUGAAAAGAAAUAUAUGGAUAUUAUAAGGAAAUUUGCAACACAAGUCCAAAUCUGACUACAGUGGUACCUCGAGAUACUUCAAUGCAAAAAAAAACUGAUUUCACGAAAGGAUUUUUUUUGCUUCAUAUUACGAAAAUGUUUUCAUCAUACGAAAGAUAAUACGUACUGUAAUAGAUAAUUCCUGCUCGCAGCAAUACAAUAAUGGAGCUACUUUUUACUAUGAGUGUAAACAAACAAAAUAUAUGCACGACACAAUACUCAUGUAUAUGAAACAGAAGAAGAAAAUAACUACAGUAUAUUUACAUUUUCAAGGCACAAACGGCGAGAUGAAAUAAUAUGAACAUAACAAACGAGUUACCCUUAAGCGCCACUAGAGGGCGGAAAAGCAUUACAAAUAAAGACAGGUAAUCAGAUGACAUUGCGGUAUUUUAGUAGCGCGUGCAAUGAAUCGCGUACUCCACGAAUGCUAUUUUUAGACCGCAAGGCUGCGUGAUGUCACCAUUGUAAACCAGAAGAGGGUCAACAUAGAAGCGCGCUCGCAUUCAACUCAUGCUAGUACUGCUCGUUUUCUGCCGGUAAUCUUUCAAAAAAGAACCUGCAGAGUAAACACUGCUGCCAUGGAGCUUAUAGAAACGACUCUAGACUAGAGCAGGGCAGUAAACGGAAAAAUUACCGUUACCGAAAUUCUUCAUGAUGACCGACGUAAUUUUGACCAUGUCGGUAAAUUCGUAAAAAUGUAAUAAAAAAAUUUAAUAAAACAAGAAAAUAUAGUCUUUUCAUCCCGCUUUACUCUGACUCUGUGUUGUUCGGCUAUUUUCAUUCCCCUUUAAGAAAGCAGUCAGUGCGCUUACGUAUGGAGUCACGUGGUUUUCGGGAAGCCAGACAAACAGAAGUCCGGUAGGCUAACGCUAGCGGCUAACGCUACAAGCAAACGUGAUGGAGCCGAGCUUAAGGGAGCUUCGCCAAACUUUCACGCGACAUUAAGUAAACUCUUGGCGGGUUCCAGACAGGCUUUCACUCGCUGUCUUCCCUGGUUCUCACGAUUUCAGGAGAGGAUGCUUUCAGUGCUUUCUUCUGGAAGCCAAGCCACAGGCUAACGCUAGCGGCUAACAGCGGCUCCAAAUGAAC